Molecule: messenger RNA, 399 nt
Organism: Closterium sp. NIES-65
Lineage: Eukaryota; Viridiplantae; Streptophyta; Zygnematophyceae; Desmidiales; Closteriaceae
Source: the annotation of a GenBank genome assembly
AUGAGAGGUUAUCUCUCUGUGCACGUGGGAACGUACCUCUCCUGUGGCACGCGGUUGCCUGAGCCCAGGAUAGAAAGGGUCAUUCAGCCGAUCAGAGAGGACUGCUGGGUAGGCAUGACACCGAGCAGGUUUAUCUAUCCACAUGAGAGGAUAGAAAGGGUCCUUGAGCAGAGCCUGGUUGUUGGUGCCCACGUCGAUGGUCACCGGCAGACACUGCCAUGUGUGUUGGGUGGGAGGCAAGGGAGGGAUGGGAGGGAUGGGAGGGAUGGAUGGAUGGGAGGGAUGGGAGGGAUGGGAGGGAUGGGAGGGAUGGGAGGGAUGGGAGGGAUGGAUGGAUGGGAGGGAUGGGAGGGAUGGGAGGGAUGGAUGCAUUGCACACACAAGGAAGGUGAGACGUGA